AUGUUGCACGUCAAUGACAAAAUCUAAAAUAAUUUCAUUUGGUUCAUUAUGCACUGUUUUCGUUAUCAUUCAUCUUUUAAAGCUGAAUAGAACUGGAAGUUCAGGUUUAAGUGACAAAUCACAGUAAGACAAUAUUAGUUAAACCACUUCAAAGCGCGAACUUGAGGAUUCUUAAUAUUUGAUAAUAUUGAAUCUUAAUUAGUGAAUUCAGUUCAGCAGACACUUCUGGAGUAUUUCUGAGAGCAUAUUUAAAAUGUAGAUGAGUUUAUUGGAGAGAGUUGAUGUUAAGACUUUGCACACACAGUUAAUUUGUAUUUUCUGAGUUUGCAGGUGAAAUCUGAAACUCAGAGAUUAAGGAUGGCUUCCCAUCGUAUAGUUGUUUCUGGAGCCCUGGACAUCUUCAUUUGUGGCACAUAACUGGGUUCUCUAAGAACUGAUGCCUAAAUCAUCCCAGCAUGACCUGUAGAGGAGGAGGUGGGCACGGCCAGCCUUCCUCAGCUGUACUCUCCCCGGUUAGCCCUGGAAGUCCUUCCACCUGUAGCACCUGUGCCCAUAAUAUAUGCAUGGUGUCUGACUUUUUCUACCCAAACAUGGGAGGCGUGGAGAGCCACAUUUACCAGCUCUCUCAGUGCCUGAUUGAAAGAGGGCACAAGGUCAUAAUUGUCACCCAUGCUUACGGAAAUCGAAAAGGCAUCCGUUACCUCACUAAUGGCCUCAAAGUCUAUUACUUGCCUCUGAAAGUCAUGUACAACCAAUCUACAGCCACGACCCUCUUUCACAGUCUGCCAUUGCUCAGGUACAUAUUUGUUCGGGAGAGAGUCACCAUAAUCCAUUCCCAUAGUUCUUUUUCUGCCAUGGCCCAUGAUGCUCUCUUCCACGCCAAGACAAUGGGGCUCCAGACAGUCUUCACGGACCAUUCCCUUUUUGGAUUUGCUGAUGUCAGCUCGGUGCUUACAAACAAGCUUCUAACUGUAUCUCUUUGUGACACAAACCACAUCAUUUGUGUCUCUUAUACUAGUAAGGAAAAUACUGUACUAAGAGCAGCACUGAAUCCUGAAAUAGUGUCCGUCAUUCCUAAUGCUGUAGAUCCUACUGACUUCACUCCAGACCCAUUUAGGAGGCAUGAUAGUGUAAUAACUGUUGUUGUUGUCAGCAGACUUGUUUACAGAAAAGGAACCGAUUUGCUUAGUGGUAUAAUACCUGAACUCUGUCAGAAAUAUCCAGAUUUAAAUUUCAUAAUUGGAGGAGAGGGACCAAAGAGAAUCAUUUUGGAAGAAGUACGAGAAAGAUACCAGCUACAUGACAGGGUGCGUCUUUUGGGAGCUUUAGAACACAAGGAUGUUAGAAAUGUCUUAGUUCAAGGACAUAUUUUUCUUAAUACGUCUCUUACUGAAGCAUUCUGCAUGGCGAUUGUGGAAGCAGCAAGUUGUGGUUUACAGGUUGUAAGUACCAGGGUUGGUGGAAUUCCCGAGGUGCUUCCAGAAAAUCUUAUUAUUUUGUGUGAGCCUUCAGUAAAAUCUUUGUGUGAAGGGUUGGAAAAAGCUAUUUUACAACAGAAGUCGGGGGCAUUGCUGGCUCCAGAAAAUAUCCAUAACAUAGUAAAGACUUUCUACACUUGGAGGAAUGUUGCAGAAAGAACUGAAAAAGUGUACGAGCGGGUGGCGGGGGAAGCCAUGCUGCCGAUGGACAAGCGACUGGACAGGCUCAUCUCUCACUGUGGCCCAGUGACAGGCUACAUUUUUGCUUUAUUAGCUGUAUUCAACUAUCUCUUCCUCAUUUUUCUCAGAUGGAUGACUCCAGAUUCUAGCAUUGAUGUUGCAAUAGAUGCCACUGGGCCAAGGGGUGCCUGGACUCCUCAAAAUUCUCACAGUACAGAAAACGUUGAGAAGGAUGAGGUGUCUAAAACCAGAUAGAAUGGGAAACCCGGGUUGUGAAAUUUUAAAACAUUUGUAAUAAUUCUGUUAAGAUGAUUGAAAAUAACCUUGCUUUGUUCGUUUUUGAUUUUUAAUUUUAGCAAGUUAUGCUACCUCUAUAUCAUUCGAUGUUUUCUUUUGAGGAAAGAUAAACACUUAUGCAAUUCCUGAGUGUAGAAACUCCUUGCACUUCCUUAAAAUGUAGAAGAGAACGUUUAAGCCACUCAGGUAUGACAUUUUUCAGAUUACUGAAAUCCUUCUAGCAGAGAUGUUUUAACAUUAUAUUUUGAGAGCUUUGGGUGCUGAAGGGCCAAACGUUUCUGGGCAUUUUUUGGCCAGUUUUUAACGUUAAACCAUUAAUUAGACACUCACCAGAUGUUUACAAGUUUUCUUUAGGGAAGUACAACAAUUUCAUGAACUACGUUAAGUCACGUUCUUAUACAUUUAUUAGACAUUUAAGUCAUGCUCUUAAAACAUUUAUUGGGUCCACUCAGUUAGCAUUACAUUUAAUCAGCAGGUUUCUUAAGUAAGAUGAUCUGUCAGUUACCAGCAUGUUUUGAGUACCUGCUUAUGUGUAAAAUGUUGAACUAGAUCCUUCCUGCCAUUAAGGACCCUGGUUGCUUUUGCUCUUUGCUGACCAUUCAGAUGGCUUCUUUUGUUAUAGUCAUAGUUGACAUGAAUUGGUAAAAUGUCUAACAUGCCAGGACUACUCAUGUUAGUUAAUGCCAGGAAAAGGUCACUGGCAUACUGCAAGUACUUCUUUGAUCCGAUUAUAUGAAUUCGCCUCAGUAGAACCUUCAUCUUCAGUUGUGUUUAUGAAGAAGCUUUUGAUUUUUAAAUUCUAGGGACCGAUAUCACUGUUGAUGAUAGUGCAGAGAAGCCCUCCACAUUUUCAGUGCAUAAUUUUGUCUUCUGUAAUGGCCUUUGUGUUUUCUGAGCAGAAUGUACGAGGUAUGCCAUCUCAAAACCAGCUGCUACCCUGUCCUUUUGAUAUAAGUCAUUUCCUUCACUGUGGCCUAGCUGAUGUCUGAUAAGUAUUGUCAGUGUGCAGAAAGGCUUUAGUUAAGAAUCUUUUAUUUAUAACAAACCAAGUCUGAAUCUUAGGACACAGUCUCUUUGUGAGUGGAUGUUGUUAACUUUAAUUGUUGUUGCCCAGAGCCAUGGGUUUUUUAACCCCAAAUUACCCACAUGGUGUGUAUUAUUAAUUCUUUGAACUCUUUAGAAUAAGCUUUUGUGCGAAAAGGACUGUGAAAUCAAAACAAUGAGGCACUUGUGGGUGCACUAGAUAGAUUCUGUCAGUAUUGUGAUUCUGUACAGGAUUUUUAAAAUGACAACAUUCACAAAACUUCUUACUUUUUAAAAGUAUCUUAAUAUGCCUAUUACCUGGUUGCCACUGAUCUAAAAGAAAUAUAUUUGUGUUUUGUUUGUACUAAAACACAAAUACAAGAGUGCAAUUUUUAAAAUCUAGAAGUUAGGGAUUCUUUUGUUGGAGAAUAAUGGGCUGAUCCAAAUCAUUCAGUCCUACUAGGAUUUUUAUGCAUUGAAACUGACAUAAAUAUGAAAUAAACAGUGCCAAUAUUCAUGGUAAAGUGAGAAAUGGUUAACAUUUGGUUUUAUUUAUUCUACUUAGCAAUUUUAAAAGGUACACUAUUAUUUUUUCCUUUUGCUGCUUAAUUUUUUUCAAAAUUGUCAUUGAAUUCUUCAGUUGUUAUUUAUUUAAAGUGAAAAUUGCAUUUAAAAUUGUUUUUGCAUGUAAAAUGUGUAAUUUACAAGUGAGAAUUAUUUUCCUUUUUUCAAACAAAUGCAAGUAAAUUUAUUUGUCUUACAUAAAUCUUAAUUUUCAGACUUCCUGAAAAUAUACUUUAGUUGUAACUGUCAGUGUUGCACUGGUCAGUAUGUGGAAACACAUUGUUCUACCCUGCUACUUAACAUUUAUUUAAAAGUGAACUUAAUAAAUAUAUCGUAUUUCUUUUGAUAUUACAGAUGGUUGCACAUGUAAAGCUGGUUUGUUAAAACAUGCUAUAUGCCCAAAAAUAAAGUUGAGAAUGACAUUUUGACAA
Sciurus carolinensis (gray squirrel) is the source of this 3973-nucleotide messenger RNA. RefSeq names its product phosphatidylinositol glycan anchor biosynthesis class A (gene Piga). Bases 456 to 1913 code for a protein of 485 amino acids. The record is from RefSeq and is a predicted model, not a curated record. The transcript has 6 exons. Lineage: Eukaryota; Metazoa; Chordata; Mammalia; Rodentia; Sciuridae. Gene Ontology annotation, molecular function: phosphatidylinositol N-acetylglucosaminyltransferase activity. Gene Ontology annotation, cellular component: glycosylphosphatidylinositol-N-acetylglucosaminyltransferase (GPI-GnT) complex. Gene Ontology annotation, biological process: GPI anchor biosynthetic process.